CCAUAGAAACUCCCUAUUUUACACAACCCAAGAUCUCAGACAAUAAAAAUACACCGCGAAACACCGAAUCAUAUUCUCCGUUUCCCACAAUUAUUAAUCGUUCUCCAGCUUGUCGGGUCUUCUAUGUAAAUAAUUGCCAUUUCACGCUCUUAUUAAGUUAUAACAAUUCACAAUCAAAACUUUGAAAAAAGAAAAAAGAAAGGAGAAUGAAUCGUUUCGUGGUAAGGUCAGUGAUGCAAGGCCUGAUCAAUGGUCGAAGUUACUGUAGAAGCAGCAUCAGCAAUGGACAGGUCUACGGGGCCGCUAUUGCUGGGAGAAGCAUGCAGAUUUGCUGUCAACAAAACGGCGUCAUAUUUAGUGGUUUUGAGUGGAGAAGAAUGAUGAGCUCUGCCCCUCCUUCGAUGGAGAAAGCGCCGUCGGAGAAGGAAGAGAAAAAGAAUAAUUCGGCGACGGAAGAGAAGAAGGGGAAGGAAUUGUCGCUGUCAAGUUAUUGGGGGAUUUCAAGGCCUAAGAUCACUAGAGAGGAUGGCACAGACUGGCCCUGGAACUGUUUCAUGCCAUGGGAAACUUACAGGGCAGACUUGUCAAUUGAUUUGAAAAAGCACCAUGUGCCAAAGAAUUUUGUGGAUAAAUUCGCUUACAGGACAGUCAAACUCCUUCGGAUUCCUGUAGAUCUGUUCUUCCAGAAACGUUAUGGCUGUCAUGCUAUGAUGCUGGAAACAGUGGCAGCUGUCCCUGGUAUGGUUGCGGGGAUGCUUCUGCAUCUGAGGUCUCUCCGUAAGUUCCAGCAAAGUGGUGGAUGGAUUAAAGCCUUGCUUGAAGAAGCAGAGAAUGAGAGGAUGCAUUUGAUGACCAUGGUGGAGCUUGUGAAACCCAAGUGGUAUGAGAGGCUUCUUGUGCUGGCCGUGCAGGGAGUCUACUUCAAUGCCUUCUUUGUUCUUUAUGUGCUCUCUCCCAAACUGGCACAUAGAUUUGUUGGAUAUUUGGAGGAGGAAGCUAUCCACUCGUAUACAGAGUAUUUGAAGGGCAUUGAACGUGGUGGGGUAGAAAAUGUUCCAGCCCCUGCCAUUGCAAUAGAUUACUGGAGAUUGCCUAAAGAUGCUACCCUCAAGGAUGUUAUAACCGUGAUUCGUGCUGAUGAAGCUCAUCAUAGGGAUGUUAACCAUUUUGCUUCUGAUAUUCAGUUUCAGGGAAAGGAAUUGAGAGACGCUCCUGCUCCUCUUGGUUAUCGUUAACUCUUACAUCGGAUUAUGGAGACUCUUUUAGGGAUUCCUGUUUGAUGCAAACCUGAAUAAUCUUUCUUUUGUAUGUGGUGAUCAAUAGGAGUGAGCAUAGAUAGAUAGUUUGCCCUAUGGAAAGAAAGAGGGAGAGUGGCAUAUGAUAAUUUUCAAAUUUGGGUGAAUUUUAUGAGCAUUAAAAUUGACAUUUUCUUAGCUAUCAUAUUUUCUCCUUGGUUUCAUAACAGUUUUAGUUUUCGACUACAUUUCUGGAUACAUGUUAUUUCAUCGUUGUUUGCAUUAGAAAUGUCAACUGGAAAUUGCCAGUCUUCUAAUGUCAU
Molecule: messenger RNA, 1558 nt
Organism: Durio zibethinus
Lineage: Eukaryota; Viridiplantae; Streptophyta; Magnoliopsida; Malvales; Malvaceae
Product: ubiquinol oxidase, mitochondrial-like
Biological process (GO): alternative respiration
Cellular component (GO): mitochondrion
Molecular function (GO): alternative oxidase activity
Source: RefSeq, a predicted model, not a curated record